CCUCCUCCUCCUCCUCCUCAGCUGCAGCUUCAUCCUUCAAUCAGCAGCCUGUGAGGACCAUAGACAGACAGACAGACAGACAGAUGAACAGACAGACAUACAGACCAAACAGCUAUGAUGUCGGCUGCCUUCACGGACCAUCCGCUCCUCCUCCUCCUCCUCCUCCUCCUCCUCCUCCUCCUCCUCCUCCUCCUCCUCUGGGCUCCUGCUCGCCUUUCUCUCCCGCAGUGAAUCUCGGAAAACCCACCAAAAUGAGUGUUUUGUGCCUGCUCUGCUGUGAACCGCUCCUCACUGUUGCAGCAGCAUAACUAUGGUGUAUGCCCAGUCAACAAACACAGUUGGUGUCAAUCCCUCCCUUUACUUACCAUCUUUCACAUCUUUGACUCAGAUGUCAUUUAACUACUCUGAGAGGGAAAACCCAACUGUCCUGGCAACCUUACCCACAACUCCCCUCUGCAGCCAAGAGGGCUCAUUCACCAGCCAGUCAAACAGGACCUCUGCCUCUUAUGAACUGACUUCAGGUGAGGUUGCCAUCCUGGGCUUAGUGUUUGGGAUUGUCUGGCUGGUCUCCAUCCUGGGAAAUGCCCUCGUCUGCCUGGUCAUCCACAGGAGCCGACGGACUCAGUCCACCACCAACUACUUUGUGGUGUCUAUGGCCUGCUCGGACCUGCUCAUGAGCCUCGGCUGCGCCCCCUUCAUUCUCCUGCAGGUGACCUCAGGUCGAUGGCCACUGAGUGCUGCUGCUUGCAAGAUUGUACGCUAUCUGCAGCACCUUUGCCCUGGCGUGCAGGUAUAUGUCCUGCUUUCCAUCUCUGUGGACCGUUUCUAUACGAUCAUCUACCCACUCAGCUUCAAGGUGUCCAGGGAGAAAGCAAAGAAGAUGAUCCUGGCCUCAUGGCUGUUUGAUGCAGCAUUUGUGUGUCCCUGCUUCUUCUUCUAUGGCUCCACAGCAGUUGACAGCAGCGUGGGUCAUUGUGACUUUUUUCUUCCAGACAGUUGGGGUAGUAUAGCCUACGCUGCAGUUCACCUUUUGUUCAGUUUUGUGGUCCCAGUGGCACUGAUUGUGUCGUUUUACCAGAGGGUGAUUCGUUAUAUCUGGAGGAUUAGUGCUGAUGGCCACACUGUACGCCGAACAAUGAACAUCGUCCCACGGACUAAAGUCAAGACUAUCAAGAUGUUUCUCAUGCUCAAUUCAGUGUUCUUCCUCACCUGGACGCCCUUUUAUGUGGCCCAACUGUGGCACCCGACGGAGUCUGAUGGUCCCGACAGGCAGGGGCUGCUAUUCUUCACAGCAAUUACCUGGAUCUCCUUCAGCUCCACCGCAUCCAAACCAACUCUUUACUCAGUGUACAAUGCAAACUUCAGGAGGGGCAUGCAGGAGACCUUCUGCAUGUCAUCCAUGAAAUGUUAUCGCAGUAACGCGUACACCAUCACAGCAAGUUCUCGAAUGGCUAAAAAGAACUACAUUGGGGUGGUGGACAUCCCAGUACAAUCAAAGAUGGUCACCAAGGAUUCUGUUUACGAUACAUUUGACCGAGAAGCAAAAGAAAAGAAGGUAGCCUGGCCCACCAAUGCUAACCCCCCAAAUACUUUUGUGUAAUGUAUCUCUGACAGACAUAAGGACGUGGACUGGUCUGAUAUUCAACCACACAAAGUCAGUGUUGGCAGGUGCGCACAAUGUGGGUUAUCAUGAUAGCUAUGUAUUUACUGGGACAAAAGCUCACAAAAACAGAAUGUGCUCAGUUUGUAUAAAGGGCUUUUUCUGAUAUACCAUCCUUUCUGGCAGCCAUAUCCUGACAGUCUCAACAGCUGUGACCAGCAAGCUGUUUUUAUACAAGAAUUUUAAAUGAUCAUUUAUUUGUGUGCUGUGUUUGAUGGAUCAUGUAGUCACUGAUACAUUUGAUUUUGUGUUUUGAUAUCAUCAGUCUGUUAGCUAGUUAAACAUAGUCUGUGACCAUCUAUCAGUGACCUUUUGUGCACACAUAUGAUGUGCCGCAGUUAUGUAUGUGGUAGGAGCAAAUAAUAGUGGCAGCUGCAAGCCAUAUGUUAACAAUGGCAUUAUCUGCUUUUUGAAAUUCAGAUUAAUGUUGAGUUGUUUUAAGCCUAGUUUUAAACUCUUUUACCCUACACUCACUUCAUUAAAAUGAAACCAGAGGAAAAACUAAAAUGCAAGGAGAUAUUUGCCAGGAAAUGCAGUGAAAUGCCAGGAGAUAUUUUGGGUUCCCGAAACUCUCAUCCUGUUUAUUUUUUCAUUGCUGAUGUUCGACCAACAGUUGAAUUCUUGAACAUGAACAUGGUUGGAUAAUCAGAACAAAGGAUGAAAACUGUCUUAGAAAAUAUUGAGUUGUCAGAUAAUAAAAGUCAAACAGUACAAGUCUGCAGAUAUAAGAACUGAAGGAUAAAAGUGAGCAGUGUACCCCAUGAGACAUAACUUCAGGAAAAAAUGAAUGGCAGUCAAUGGUGAGGGACAUAUCAUUUUUGAUGUCAGUGCAGUUAUGAAGUACACAUUUAAUGUAUGUCUAUUUAAGGUAUAAUUUUACCCAAGAAAAUCGCAGUUUGUGGUAAAGAUAGUAAAUUAACAACUAGUUUUAUGCAAAAACAGCUCAGUGCACUGCAUCUGUUGUUGCAUGAUGUGAUACACGUCACCAAGUCCUGCCAACAUCAAAAUGGUUGUUUUGGUGUAUUUGGCAUAUUUCACCUCAUUCUUCGAUGGUGAGAUGAAUAGUGUUAACACCUGAAACUGAGUGUAAUUCUGGUCGAGUUGAGGAUGCAUACACAUUUUUGGCAACUCAGAAGAGAUCAUGGAGAGAGAAAUUUAUGAUGACAUCACCCCUGGGGGUGUGCAGUUUUUUUUAUGUACGCAGCCUGAUGCUUCAACAGUGUUACCACCAACUAAGACUUUUUUGUGUAAUUGUCUUGUAAACUGACAAAGGUCAUAUGUGUAAAUGAUGGCAUAAUUCAUACAUAAUCGGAAAAUUACAUCUCUCACCAGUGAUUGUAAUACUUUUUUUUCCCUUAAGUCCUAUGGGGCAGAACUUCACUUCUCUACUAUGACUCUCAAGGUACAUUUCAUCGACAAAGUUCCAGUCAGAGAGCUGUUUUAUAUUCCACUAACAGCAAAUGCACACUAAAUAUUUUGGCAUUAAAAUGACGUCAAAGUCUGAGUCAUUUUUGGAUACACUCAACAACGCCAAUGUAAUGUCUGCCUCGGUUUCAGACUACCUUCUUGCUGCUGUAAUUUACUGAGAAAGUACAAUAUUUAACCCUUAAGAGAGUUCAGUGCUGAUUUAAUUUAUUUUUAUGUUGAAAAUUUCUCAAUAAUUAAUGACACAUUUUCAUGUAGUUUGUCAGUAUUAGGUUUCAGCUUUAAAGAAUAAUCAGUCAAAUAAAACCUCAUAGACGGUAAAAGAGAUGUCAGACUGUAAUUCAACACUUUUCACUACUCCACAUUUACAGUAUUUUUCUGUUUUUGAUUAAGCUAUAAAUUAUAAUAAGGAACACUAUGUCACCAUCUGAAUUUCAAAAUUAGUUUUAAGGUAGUAUUCUCAGGUUGCAGUCUGCAGGCAGUAGCCUACCAUUAUUUUAAAAAAAAAAUCAUUUUAGGCAACACAUGGCAGUGAAAAAUGAAACAUUAAAUUGUCAAAUAUGUCAAAAACAUAGAAAUAUUAACUUUUUUUUCCCCUUCAGAUUUACCUUUAUAUAUCUUAUUUAAAUGAAAAGACUCUGGUGCUGCUGCAUUUGAAUGAACGUAGACCUGCACUUAAUUAUUUAUUGUGUGACUUUAACUAGCUUUUACAUUACAUUUGUGUGGUAACGUACUUACACUAUCUUAUAAUUUGAUAUAUAAUUAUAAUUAACUAUUAAUUAGAUAUUGUAGGACAAUAAAUUUUUCUUAAUAAUUCUUUUCACUUUUUUCUUAAAGCUGAAAUUUAGCAUAACAUUGACGUUAGUAUCCUAACAUAUGCUAGUAUAACAUGCAUGUCAUUUUAUGUUAGUAAAAUGAAAAGAUUAAAGCUGAUCGGUUUUAUCAGGUUUUUUAGGUGUGUUUGGUUACAACAUCAUGAGACAUUGGUUCAAAUGGAAAAACUUAAAAUGGGUAAAACAUGACAGCUAAAACUACAGAUUUUACCCAUCGGCAAAAACGAUUAAAAACAUCCCAAUUUUGCCAGCUGCAAGUUCACUUAGGCUUCAAGUAAUCAUUUUCUCUUUUCUGAAAUUUUUAAAAAUUUGUUUCAUCUGUAAAAUGUGAAACAUUUUAAAACUGAAAAUUAGCCAAUUAGAAGUUGAGUAAGUAUAUAUUGUUUGACGAAUCAUUUAAUUCUUCCAGCUGCAUAAUCUGCUAAUAUAUAGCUAAUAUAUAUUUUAUCUGAAUACAAUGUAAUUAUAUAUCUUGCUCUGAAAAAGGCCAUUCUACUAAAGAAAAUACAAUAAAUAACACUACUAAGUAUAUCAAGCAAAUAAGUUUUUCUAUACAUUUUCCUCCACUUUUCUCCAUCUGAUUAAUGGCUUUGUUCAGAUGCUGCUGCAGCAUCAGAGUCUUUGAUUGUCGAUGCCUGGCUUCACCUGUACAGAGCUGAUCUCACCCAAGUCCUACUUUUGCUGUACCUGCUUGUACAAACACCUGGACAUGUAUGUGAUGACACAGUUGUUAAAUGUCUUUUUCUGUAAUCUGUGUUUAUAAGGUCCAUGCUUUAUACGAAAAUAAAUCUAGUGAACACAUAAGAUGCACA
This is a messenger RNA of Sphaeramia orbicularis (orbiculate cardinalfish), 4730 nucleotides long. It is a transcript of the gene gpr19, whose product is annotated as G protein-coupled receptor 19. The transcript has 2 exons. Gene Ontology annotation, molecular function: neuropeptide receptor activity. Gene Ontology annotation, cellular component: plasma membrane. The record is from RefSeq and is a predicted model, not a curated record. Gene Ontology annotation, biological process: G protein-coupled receptor signaling pathway. The coding region runs from base 311 to 1600 and encodes 429 amino acids. Lineage: Eukaryota; Metazoa; Chordata; Actinopteri; Kurtiformes; Apogonidae.